GGUGUGUGAGUUGUACAUUGUUGGUUCGGGGGAUCAUCGAGGUGAAGGUGUGAGAUCAAGGUGUUUCAACGGAGGGACAAGAUCGACGUUCGUUGUGGAGGGCUGGCUAAUGCACCGCGGCGGCGGUGUCGCCGGGAGCGGUGCUGGUGGAGCCGCUGGUAUCGGUGGUGGAUCGGGCGCAAGUGGCGCGUUACCCUCGACGAGUCACCGCGGCCUCGAACUGGAACAUCCGUCGGCGAUGCCCGGUGCACCGGGUUUCCAUUGGGGGGCUAUGCUCGCCGGCCACCAUGCGGCCGCCGCGGCGAGCAUGAUGCAGCCACCCCUGUCCGCGGCUGCUGAGUACACCCCCGCCCCGGCACACCAUGGGCCCACGCAUCCCGCCAUGCCCAUGGACCUUCACGUACAUCAGGGAUUCCCUUACUACAGGUAUCGAGAUGACGCUCUCUGUUGGACAGACAGGAAACCGUCCGUGGACGACGUUGGAAAUCCUACCUCUGUCAACGCACGUAUCCUCGAGCUGCGCAAGGAGAAGAGCAGAGACGCUGCCAGGUCUCGAAGGGGGAAAGAGAACUUCGAGUUCUACGAGUUAGCGAAAAUGUUGCCAUUACCGGCGGCUAUUACCUCCCAGUUGGACAAAGCCUCUAUAAUAAGGCUAACCAUCUCGUACCUCAAACUUCGGGAGUUCUCGGGCCACGGAGACCCGCCAUGGAAUCGGGAUGGGCCACCGCCAAAUAAAUCUGGCAAAGGUAAGGGGAUCGUCGUUAACGCCGUCGCUUUCUUUCUUCCCUCAAUCGAAGAAGAUUUUCCCGAAUUCCAGGUAGAGAUGACGGGUUCAAGCGUUUUCGAUUACGUUCAUCAGCAAGACCACGCGGAAGUAGCGGAACAAUUGGGCCUCGGUUUGACAUCGAGCACCUCUUCCGGCCCACAUUCAUCCAGCUCUGGCCUAGCAUCGCCGAGUAGCGCGGCAUCCGAAGAGCAUGGAUCUUCCUCCACAGCGAAUCCCGACGUAUCCUCGGUAAUGUCGUUAUCAGCGAAUAAUCUCUACAAAGGAUACGACAGAGCGUUCUGCGUCCGGAUGAAAUCCACUCUAACGAAAAGGGGAUGUCAUUUUAAAUCUUCUGGUUAUAGGGUCGUGUUGCUACUGUGCCGUUUGAGACCGCAGUAUACGUUUAGCCAUACAAGAAAGUCCGCGCCACCGUUAAUAGGCAUGGUUGGCCUGGCGAUCGCACUUCCUCCGCCAAGUGUGCACGAAAUUCGCCUCGAAACCGACAUGUUCGUCACGCGGAUCAACUUCGAUUUUCGGAUAGCACACUGUGAGCCAAGGGUAUCCGAAUUAUUAGAUUAUACAGCGGACGAAUUGACGGGGAAGAAUUUGUAUACGUUGUGCCAUGGAGAAGAUGCGAAUCGUCUUCGAAAGUCUCACAUCGACCUGAUUCACAAGGGACAAGUAUUGACGCAUUAUUAUAGGUUGAUGAACAAAAGUGGAGGAUAUACGUGGCUACAAACGUGCGCCACGGUAGUGUGUAAUUCGAAAAACGCCGAGGAACAGAAUAUCAUUUGUGUCAAUUAUGUUAUAAGCGGUCGUGAAUACGAAAAUUUAAUUAUGGACUGUUGUCAACUGGAGGAAGGCGUUAUGGGUGUGAAACGCGAGGAUGCUGCUGGAAACGAUCCUGAAAAUGGAUCCCCCGACGCCGAUAGAGGAGAGGGAAGAAACCACGGUGGACCGCCGAACCAGCAUCAGGAACAUCCUCACAGGUCGCCGCCGGAAGAUCGCGAAGAUACUCGUGGCUCGGAGAGCGAGAAACGAGGGAGCCGGCAUCACGACAGCAUAGCCCAGCUCCAACAAGAGCCGCAGACGGCGGUAGGGAACAUUAGCACGCUCGUAGUGAAAUUGCGCGGGCACAAGCGGAAGUUGCACGAGGAUGAUAGCAGCUCGAACGAGGAAGAGGACGAGGAGGACGACUCAACGGUGAAAGUCACGAAUAACGAGAGAAGCCACGCUCUAAGUCCAGCUCCAUCAAACCAUUCCAUUUCAGGAGGUGAGCAAAUACUGUGCUCGGCCAGUCCGAAAUCAAGACGCGUGGAAGAUAGAACGAGCAACGCCGACAGUACCGGCACCUCCGUGAAAGAUCUGGAACAGGCCAUGUCCAAGCAUUUGCCCGUUCAGAAUCUCAAUAAGUCUCAUUCACCGACUCUCCAUCAACCGACCGAUUUCAGUACGGACGCUUUGCUGAAACAACAACAACAGAGGAGUACGAUACAAUGGAUCGGAGCGCAUCACCAUCUGGGACAUCUAAGUCCGCAACAGUCGAGCACCGCGCCAUUACCAGCAUCCGCUCUUCUACGACAAUUAUACGCCAAUAGGGAGAGCGUGAUACGGGCUAAUGUUCACGGAAUCACGUCCAGUGGUACAACAAGAACCUCCUCUUCCGGCGGCACCUACUACGCCGGGGACACGACACCUAGUGGUCCUUUGCCUACUCCACCUGGCUCCGAAGGAUCGAGUACCUACGGUGAACACCAAUUCGUGUUAGCAACGCACAAUCAAAAAAGUUCGAGUGGAACUAGUUGUGCCGAUGCGUUUACCAGCUUGGUUUCCUCUUAUUCCACCGCCAGCGGUUACACGGUUGAUUAUCAUUCGGCGAUGACUCCACCGUCAUCCGUUUCACCGAGGGACAAACAGCAACAACAGCAGCAACAACAACUCCAUCCGGUGAACGUGAUAAGCAGCUACGAGGGUUCAUCGGCCUACACUGACCCCGUGCUACGCCACCAAUACGAGCCAGCGCAACCAUUGCCUUUGAAGCCUCAAGUAUAUUCGGCUGCCGUUCAUCCUAGCGCGUUGGACGCUGCCGCGGCUUACGCCUCGGCUGGUUUGAGCGAGCAAGCGCAAUUUUACCAUCAUCCGGCCGCUGGAGCUGGUUUCCACAUUUACCAUCCGACGAACAAAUCGACGACAAACGGUUGGUAUAGUUCGACGUCCUAGUGGCGUGCGCCAGCACGCGAGAGACGUGUACUUAAGUAACUGAAAAUUCUGAGCCCAAAGUCCCCCCCCCCCCCCCACCAUGCAUAUCAGUGAUAUCAUAUUCACCUCGGCAUCUCUGUACACCGAUUUUUCCUCUCGUUUCCCCUCUCUCCUUUCAUAUAUAUAUUCGUUCAUUUCCUUUCUUCCCGUUUAUCCCUGUUUCGCUUUUGUUACAAGUUCAUCGUUUCUGUCCUCCUCCAAGGAUAGUUUUUUUUUUAUUUCGCUUCAUUUUUUCUCUCCUAUAUCAUUUUUCUCGCGAUCCUAGCGAUCGUGCACGCGCAUCUGAUGUGCCAAUUGAACUGUAAAAAUCGCUGCUCUCUAUUCUCGACUAUUGUAGAACGAUUUAUUGUAAUAUAACAGAAAUAAAUUAUUAUGUAUGUUGACAUUUUUGGAAGUAUUUCGCGUAAGCAAAUGGAAGGUAGUAGAAGUUUCUAAAAGAAAAUGAAAAGGGAAAAAAAGAGAAACGAAGAAGGGAAGGGAAAAAGAUAUGAGAUAGAGGACAAGAAUAUGUUCGAUGCGACGCUCAAGGGGCAAAAACGGUGAAUCUCGAAACGCGGUGACCAAUCAAAUUAUAUAUGAUUAGUUGUCCCAUGUAAGAACAGUGCAUGAAAAGAGAAAUAAUAAAGAUACGAAAAAUGAAGGUUUAUCAGCAUUAUUGCUGUGAAAUAAACGCCGGCGUGGUUGUUAGCGAUAAAUUUACUCGAGAAGCCGUACUUGUCGUAAAUUUUUUAUACUUGUAACAUUUUGUUGCGUAAAUACAAUGACUUUAGUGAAGUCGACAGUGCAAUCGUUACACGUUUUUUAGCGUUAAUUUAAGAAGGAUAGAGAAGAAUAAUGUUUACCUUUUUGCUUAUAAUGUAAACGAAAGAGGCGUUGUUUCCGUACGAAAGAAAGCGAGAAAGGAAGAGUGAAAGAAAAAGAGAGUGACAGAGAAACAGAGAGAGAGUGUAUAUUACUUAUGAAGGAAAUCGCUAUCUCUAUUAAUGUACAAAAGCAUUGUUAAUUAUAUUUUAACAUUGUUAAUUUAUUUUAUCACUUAUCUUUUAUCUAUCAUCUAUUUUUAUCAUUUUAUUAUCGUUGCCACCAUUAUUAAAUUUUUAUCAUUCGAAUCUUCUUAGCAUUAGCAUUCUUGUCCACAUGUUAUAAUACAUAUCAAUUUGUCCGAUAACGAUAAAUCACUGCCUUACCAAUUAUAUAAAAAAUAAU
Apis florea (little honeybee) is the source of this 4231-nucleotide messenger RNA. RefSeq names its product protein trachealess. Gene Ontology annotation, molecular function: DNA-binding transcription factor activity, RNA polymerase II-specific; protein dimerization activity; RNA polymerase II transcription regulatory region sequence-specific DNA binding. Gene Ontology annotation, biological process: regulation of transcription by RNA polymerase II. Lineage: Eukaryota; Metazoa; Arthropoda; Insecta; Hymenoptera; Apidae. The record is from RefSeq and is a predicted model, not a curated record.